AUGGAAUACCUCGGCAAAAAAGAAAUACAACUUCCAGGUUGCUUGAACCCACGAUUUCUUGUGUGUAAUUUGCGCAGGGACCGGGCCGGGGCGGAUGGCCAGUCCUUGUUGACAGUCGAAGGCACGCCGUUAUCCACUUGCAUGGCCGCCACGUAUUUUUUUGGAUUCGAUACGCGGUGUCGAGAACAACAAGAUCGACGGACAUACACGUGGAGAAGAAGAAGAAUCAAUGGAUUAGGGCUCAGAGACCUCUUAAAUUACCUCAAUUUCACAAAUUUCAGAAUCAAUAGUAUUAGGGCAUUGAGUUUGGAGAACUAUUUCUCCUCCACUCGAUCGCAAACUGAUUGGAGCCAAUCUCAACCCACCCCACACCCCCGGUCAAGCUACGUUUUAUUUCGACCACACCUCGAGCCUGUGAACACCUGCCUCGUCUCCAAAAUAUCCAAAUCGCCCACGCCCUCGAUCACGACGAAGAGGCUGCUUAUAUCUAUCGACCCGUCUCGUAAAUUCAGAACAAUUUCUUCAUUGCCUUCAUCCCCUCCGCCUGCCGCAGAGGCAGAGGACGGACCCCUUGAUCUUCCUUCCAUCUCAUCGGCGCGACCUGGAUCACCAGCUUUCUCGACAACCUCGACUGCCGACGGAGGCUCAUCCCCUUUACUACCACCACUUCCGCCUCCAACAUUUGGUGGCAGGACACUCGAUCAUCUGAAUACUACUCCUCCUUCUAUCGCGCGAACGCAUCGAAGUAACAGCAGUAGCCAUAGCCAAUAUUAUACCGCUAGUUGGGGAUCGCCCUACCAACACCCAGUUGGCACUUCUCAUCGGACUCGAUCGCAACGACAUAGUUAUACUUUGAGUGGCAGUGAGAGAUCCGAAGACUCAUCAAUUCGCCAUCUCGAGUUCCAUACACCUUACUUGCGACCUGCUCCCAGCUUCACUCGGACUCACACGCUUCCUGACUUCGUCUCGCAAGACGGUCUUAUUAGCGCAGCUGUCCUUGCGAACCGAGCUCGACGACCCAGAAGAGGAUUGACCGAAGACUGGAUUCGCCAGCAUACCGGUGGUGAGCUUGCAGAGAGAAACCAUUGGCUGAGCGACGACGCUGGAGAUAGUGAGCACUCUUCAUUGAGCGGAUCCAUCUCUGGAGAAGGAGAAAACUGGUUGGCGCAAGAGCAAGAAACAAGCCCUCAAACACCGACGCUGAAAAGAUUUUUGGAAAUACGGGAAGAGCAAAGACUCGCCAACGGAGCUCAUCGUAGAAAUCUUAGUACGGAAACAUUAACACAAGCUGAUUUCUCCGACGUUGGGCUACCCAGUAUGUCGGGAGAAAUGGGAAAUGCUGCUUCCGCGGAGGAUGUAGCGACGCCCACCGAAGAGAGGCCAGCUCCCCCACCAAAAGAUGGAUCAUGGCUUCCAAAUGCCAUUCCAACUUUUGGCUUCGAUUUAGCUGCGGACCCGGCACCAGCUUCUUCGCCUGCGCCCGCUCCUCCUCGAUUGAAAAAGAAAGUUCCAUGGAAAGGAAAGACGAUCCCUGUCCUGCUUCCUUGGGAUGAUGAACGUGGUAUGGCAGGAAAGGCUCCAAUGCCUCUGCAGCCCAAAGAUGUAGAAGCCAUGCUUGAGAAAUGGGAGCAGUCAGGUUAUGAUACAAAAGGCUUUAGCCUGGGCCACGAAAACGAUUACAAUGGGGCGUAUGGCACACAAGGCCAGAGUUGUGGUAUAUGGCCGGCCGUCAAUGAUCUGGACCAGGAGCGGGAGCAACGGGAUUUUCAAGUCAGCAUCCCGGACAGAAAAGAAUGGGACGCGUAUGUUGAGGAGUUGAAGGAAGCCAAGCUUCGUGCACUUGGUGUAUCUCUUGGAGAUGAUGAUCCACCUCCAACAAUCUCACCAGCUGUCGCAACAAUGAGCCGACAAAAUUCUAUGCAAUACCCUCCCUUGCCAUUCUCGCCGCCUAUACCAACUUCUUCAGCUUCCAGUAUGCACCGCCAGCAUCCAUUCUCGCCAGCUUUACUAGUUGGGGCAGGGCUCUCAACAGGCCAGAGUUCCAACCCCGGAUCGGUCGCCUCGCCAGCUUCGAUGCACGCCCAUCUGCAAGGGAAAUUCAACACGAGGCAUCAAUCCGUAUCUUUCUCGCCAGGGGAACAUCCAUUCGGUUCGCCAUUUCAGUAUCCUCAACCCCAAUCACCUGGAGUAUGGUCACCCCAACAAGCCAUCUUUCAGCAAGGGCACGCUCGUGGUGGGUCUCCUUCCAUGCACAAUUUGGGAUCGAUUAUGUCGCCAAGCUCUCCAUUCUCUCAGGAUGGUGGCUACUUCCAGAACGGCGAUGUCAUGUCUCAAAUGCAGCAACGACAGCAAUUUCUUCAGAACCAGCUCCAUCACCAGCAACAAUUACAAAUGCAAUCAAGUGCUAGAGCUUCGCCACGCCUGCAAGAUCUUCGGGAAGUUGACGAUGAAGCCACUACUGUUCCGUCUAAAAGUCCGUCCAAGACCCCAGAGGCUAGGCCAAUCAGACAUAAUCCUAGUGCCAGCUUGCAAAAAGAAAUUGAUGAUGCCGAGUAUCAUCUGGAGGAGCAAAUGGUGCGGCAGCUUGAGCAUGAGGAUUACAGUCCUCAUUCUGACCACGGCGAGAAGGAGACUAGAUUUGCAGAGCCCCCUGUUCAUGCUCGAAACCCUUCGGUUAUCAAAGGUGGGCUUGGGUCCUCACGUUUUGCCAUCAGCGAUGAUUCGGAUCCUGGUCCUACCUUGCACCACCCUCAACCUCACAGUCGGGGCCACUCCUUAUCUCAGCAACCUUUCCAUGACAGUGAGGACACUCUGAGCGCUACAGACAUUAAGGCGCGCUUCUCUGGUAACCUUAAAGGAUUGUCAGCAGACGCCUCUGAUCUUGAGACAAAUCCAAGCAAUAUUGGUACCCCCUUACACAGCUCUAAUCCUUCCACCAACAACCAUAGUAGAGCUCUUUCAACCAUCAGUAACCCAUGGGCAGAAUCCGAAGCCGCUAAGAAUGGGCAACGUCGUAACGGCCACAGCGCUAAGCCGUCAAUGUCGACGCUCAAUGUUGCGGCCAAGGAGUUCAAAUUCAACCCUGCGAGCUCCUUCAAACCAAGCCAAUUCUCAUUUGGCAGCAAUGGCUUUCAACCACAGCAACCUGUCUCUGCAUUUCCUGCCUUUGGCCUCCCAGCUUCCGCUACUUCGAGCCACUUCAGCCAUCCAUCUAUAGGAAGUGGAAAGAUCAAUGUCGCAGCGCCAGUGUUUACGCCUGGCCAGAGCGAAUUCAGUUUCUCCACCUCUGGUCCAACUUUCAGACCCGAUGCGCCAGCGUUUACACCGUUGUCUGGUGGAUUUGGUAGUUCCAUUGGAAGCGUGGGGUCUGGUAGCGACGUCCCUCAAAGCACCAUUUUUGGUAACAUCGAUCUCAAUGCCAUCAACACAAACAAAGCUUCUAAGAAAUCCAAGGCUAUUCCUAUCAUCAGACCAGAUAGUAGUCACUCAGUCGAGACAGAAGAUGAUGGUGUGGAAGACAAGGAUGGCCGGAUGAAUCGGAGUGAGGGGCGUAACAAGAGAGCUCGUGGCGGAAAGGACGACGGCGAUUCUGUGCCAUUGUUUGCUGAGCCCAGCUUGCCUCUUGGGGAAACAUCUCGAGAGCAGUCGCCUCCGAAGGAAUCACCAGCAGCCUUGGAGAAGCCUACCGACAAAGAAAAUUCAGCACCCCUUGCCAGCCAGGAUGUUUCUCCUAUCACACCGGAUGCAGGUGCUUCUCAUAUGUUUGAGCACUCUGCGGAGCAAGGUAACAAAGAAUUUUCACCGUAUGAGUUUCAGCAACAGAAACAAGCAGAGGACUUCAAUGCUGCACGGCCAUUUGUGUCUCGAAGAUACGGAUCUGGUCUUCCUGGAUACGGUUUCCACGCUCCUUCAGAGGAUGGCGAAGUAUCACCAGUGGAAGAGGAAAUAAUUUCUAGACCUGCAAGUAAAGGCCAUAAAAAGAAUGUGUCAUCAUUAUCUGCUACUGCCAAACCAUUCGAGUUUAGGCCUGGAGCGUUCAACUUUACCUAUGCAGAAACUUCCGAGCCAACGCCGACCAUGAAAUCCCCGCCGACAUUGCCAAAGCCGAAUAUGGGUCUGUCAGCUUCUAGAUACGCGAGAAGCCCCACGCCUCCUGCUGCUAUCGAUUCUUCUGACAUUGGUAUGAGGUCUCCUGAGAGAUCUGAGUUCCAAGCUGCCUUGCCGCUAGAAACUCCGCCAAAUGAUGCCGAGGAGGAACAAUCUGAUGCUGCUACCCAUGAGGCGACGUUCGAAGAGAUCGACGCGAUCAUGAAUCACAUGAAUCCCAAUGCGAUUGAUACCGCACGUGCAAGCUCUCCAGGUUGGCAACAGAGCAGCCCUACCAGAGGUAUUCAAAUGCCAGAUAUGGAUGCCUCGUCGCCGAUACGACUCCAACCACAGAAUCUCAUGCGAAGUGACGCUCCAAGCCCAAGCCCAGGAAGAUUCAUGUCCGUUCCUGGUGCUAAUGGAGAUGGUCUCUUUUCUCAUGAUCCCUUCGUUGGAGAUAGCUUGCAGACAACAAUGCCUUUUAUCUCACCAUCACCAAUCCAUCGUCUCAACAGAGCAGGCAGUGUUCCGCAAAGCGAUUGGGACGAUGUUCUUAGUGAGACGGAGGAGGCUAAGUUACAGCCACGCUCCCGAUUCUUUGACAACCAUGUCAAUGAUCUGGUCGGUGGUCUUUUGGCAGAGCGGAUCGAACCUCUUGAGAGAACCUUGGAAACUAUACAGGUCUCUAUUGAGAUGAUGGCUGCACGUGCGCCUUCGAGCCGUCAGGAGAGAAGAAGCAUAUCCGGUGCUCUCAGCGAUGCGGACGACGAGGACGACGAUAUCCCACGCCGGUCCCUCAGCCCGCAGAGGAGAGAUCAGAAGCUUGAUAAAAUUAAGCGUAUCAUUAUCGAUGCGCUCAAUACUCACCAGAGCUCUCAGACUGUUACUGGGGCGCCUCAAGAAUCCGAGUCCACUGAUUCGCGUAAUGUACUUCAGGUUCUCGAAGAAAUGAGAGAACAGUUUGGCCAAUCGAUGCGCCUCGACCUUCGUGGAGAAGAUCUGCGCAAUGUGGUAGAAGAGGCCGUUGAGCGACGCAUGCCAGCUACCGUCAACCCAGCUGCUAUUGUUGACGAGGCAGCGAUUACACGAGAGGUAGAGCAACGAGCCCGGAUUGCUCAACUUGAGGAAAAACUCCAAAUUGCAGAAACCAAACCUGUCAUCGACCAAGCUGCUAUCGUACGGGAGGCUGAGUAUAAAGCAAAGAUUGCCCUUCUUGAGGAGCGGGUCCUUGCGGCUGAAGCUAGGCCGCUCUUUGAUGAAGCGGCUGCCGCGAGAGAAGCCGAGCAGAAGGAACGGAUUGCGGAGCUCGAGAGUAGACUUCGUGGUGCAGAUAGCAACACGGAAACUGAGAUUCAAAACAGACGAGCAGCCGAAGAUCGUCUCGCUGAAGUUCAACGAUUACUCAGAAUUUCAUCAGAGGAGGAAGACCGCCUUAGAGAGUCCAUGGAGCAGAGAGAGGUCAAGAUUCGUGAGAUCGUCGACGAGCGUGAUCAGAAGGUAAGAAGCGUGGAAGAGUCACGAGCCAAGACUACUAUGCGCAUUGCCCUCCUGGAAGCCGGCCAAAGCAAUGCUCAAAAGUCACAAAUGGACUUGCAAACUAGGAUCAAUAUUACCGAGAGCGAGUUGCACCAAUGCCGUCAAGAACUCCAGCAUUGGCAAAUGGAAGCUGAACGUGCCGUGGAAUCCGCCAGGAGACACAACGAGGAUGCGGAGCAGGCCAACGAUACCAACAAGGAGCUCAGAAGGACCAUUGAUACUCUCAGGACCCAGAUGGAGGAAAGUAUCCGAGUCCGCGAAGGCAUGAGAGGGAAAUUAAUGCUUCUGCAGGAGGAAAUGGCCCAUGCAGCCCGUGACAUCUCGGAAGACAACGCCCGUCGCGCCAAAAAAGAGCAGGAGCUCGUCGCCCGGCAAGAGGUCCUGGACGCCAGACUUCAAGCGGAAGCUCGAACUCGGGAACGCCUGGAACUGGAAAUUGAAAGGUUGGAGAACGGAGAGAGAGAAGGAAUGAGAGCUGUCAGCGAUAUCAAGAAACUUGAGGUCAUCGUAGCCGAACUGCGACAAGAAAAUCACAAUGCUCAGAAAGAUGCUAUGCGAUACCAACGAGAGUUCGAAGAAGCCCGGGAAUCUGGACUUAGCGAGGUGCAGCGGACAAGAAAAUACAUGCAAGCUGAGAUCGAGUCUGCUAACAACCAAGUCAAUGUCGUGCGAGAAGAUCUUGAGAACCAAGUUUUGAGACUCCGUGCCGAAAUCGAUCAGGUGAGACUCGAUGCAGAUACUGCGAAGGAGAAGCACGAAAUGUUACUAGAAGAAGCGAACACCACCAAAGUAUCAAUGGCCGCGGAAUUGAAGCAGCAGCAUGCUGAUGCGGUGGAUGACAUGAUUGCGCAACAUGAGCGACAACUUGGGAAUGCCAUAGAGGAUGCUCAGCGAUCCGAACAGCAUCUGCUUGAGCGACUGUCACUGUCUUCUGCUAAGACCGAGCAUCUUCAAGAUCGCGUUCUACAUCUGGAGGAGAAACUUGAGAUUGCUAACCAGGCGGCCACUGCUGCUGCUAAGGCCGCUCGAACUGCAAAUAUCUCGGGUCCGCCAGCUUCACAUUCAUCAAAUAGACGUGUCUCUCGUGGUGCUGAUCUUCCAGAGAAGAUUUCACCUCAGGCACUUCGCGAAUCCAUUAUGGUUCUUCAAGAGCAACUGCAGGAUCGCGAGCAAACAAUUGAGAAACUUGAGGCCAUCGUAGCAAACGUCGACCCUGAGGCGCACACCAAGAUCUCCAAGCGCGAUGAUGAAAUCAUGUGGCUUAGAGAGCUUCUAUCGGUUCGAAAGGCCGAUUUGCAUGAUAUUGUCGGCGCUCUCUCAACGGACCAAUACGAUCCUGAACAGGUUAAGGACGCUGCCAUCCGAUUGAGCGCAAAUCUACAGAUGGAAGAAGUUGAGCGAGAACGCGCCAUGAACGGUGGCUCUGCAAUCAACCUUCCAAAUAUCGCAGCUAGCCUUCGUGAUGCUGCUAGUCCACGAGUUGCUCAAGCUGUUGGCCCCCUCGCUGCUGCUUGGGGAAAUUGGCGUAAAUCCCGGGAGCCAAGUGCAUCUCAACCUGCAUCACGCAGCAGCUCUUCCACACCAAGACAGUCCAACAGCCCUGCCAACUCAUCUUUCCUCUCUGGGCUAAUGACUCCACCUUCCACCAAAUCUCAACUCAGUAACUCUCGUCAACCAACAGCCUUUGGCAGUACAGGCCAGCGUUUCACCAGCGCUCAGCUAGCUAACCGUCCUCGCGUUGCUUCUCGUCAAGAGCUGAGCAAGCCUCACGAUACUGGAAGCCAGCGAAGUAGUCCCAGGAAAGAAAGAAGCAGUCCUAGAAAGCCGGCAAUGAUGAGUGGAGGUGGAGGCAUACCGAGUACACCGCCGAUGAUGCGUAAAGCGAGCUAUGAUAUGGAUGCCAGAGCAUCUGAGGAUUUCAGCGACGCUGGUUUCUACGAUGACGAUGAGAGCGAGGUUACUGUGGAUGAAUCGAUGUAUGGUGGGGGACGCCGGUAA
Glarea lozoyensis ATCC 20868 is the source of this 7620-nucleotide messenger RNA. RefSeq lists its product as uncharacterized. NCBI's taxonomy places the organism in Eukaryota, Fungi, Ascomycota, Leotiomycetes, Helotiales, Helotiaceae. Gene Ontology annotation, cellular component: cytoskeleton. The coding region runs from base 1 to 7620 and encodes 2539 amino acids. The record is from RefSeq and is a predicted model, not a curated record. The transcript is spliced from 4 exons.